Messenger RNA from Peromyscus eremicus (cactus mouse), 903 nucleotides. Its product is annotated as serum amyloid A-5 protein. Bases 1 to 369 code for a protein of 122 amino acids. The transcript is spliced from 3 exons. The record is from RefSeq and is a predicted model, not a curated record. Gene Ontology annotation, cellular component: extracellular region. Lineage: Eukaryota; Metazoa; Chordata; Mammalia; Rodentia; Cricetidae.
AUGAAGCUUCUCACUGGACUCAUUUUCUGCUCCUUGGUCCUGGGAGUCAGCAGUCAAAGCUGGUUUUCAUUCCUUAGCGAGGCUUACCAUGGGGCUGGGGAUAUGUGGCGAGCCUACUCUGACAUGAAGGAAGCCAACUGGAAAAACUCAGACAAAUAUUUCCAUGCUAGAGGGAACUAUGAUGCAGCCCAAAGGGGACCAGGAGGAGCCUGGGCUGCUGAAAUCAUCAGUGAUGCAAGAGAAGGCAUUCAGAGUGUCAUAGGUCGUGGACACGAGGACUCUAUGGCUGACCAGGAAGCAAACAGAUGGGGCCGCAGUGGCAAUGACCCCAAUCACUACAGACCUAAAGGACUGCCUGACAAAUACUGAGCAUCCUCUUUAUUGCCCCAGGAGGCUGUGAUGUGGGCCCUGAGGACAGGGACUGGGGUUCUUCUUUCUCAUGAACACUGGAGUUGCUUGGGAACACACAAUCGUUAUCUCACAUGAAUAUGGACCAAGAGUUUCAAAACUGUGUUAUUCUUGGAGUAGUAACUACUUGCUUGAAAAGAGGGUAAUAAACACUAACAUGGAAGUGGAGCUGAGCCUGAGUAUCUGUCAUUGAAGGACAUUUCUGGGUUCACACAGGGCAGACACCACUCUCACAGAAUCUGGCAUGAUCCCUUCUCUGGGCUCCUGUGCUAUGGGUAUGUUGUUAUUUGCAGGCCUUUCGAUGUCCAGGCCCUUACUCCCUGUCAACCACGUCCAGUCACCUGUUCUCAUACCACAGCCUUGUGCUCCCUGUCUCUGGGGACCAGGUACACAACCAUAGGAGGACUUGCCCUGCAGCUAUCACCUGAUCUUGCUCACUCCUCAGCAGCACCGAGACAAAUCCAGUAUUGCACAACUUCUCCAUCCUAAGAAAUA